Molecule: messenger RNA, 3719 nt
Organism: Scaptodrosophila lebanonensis
Lineage: Eukaryota; Metazoa; Arthropoda; Insecta; Diptera; Drosophilidae
Gene: tipE
Product: protein tipE
Exons: 4
Coding region: 1467-2825 (452 amino acids)
Biological process (GO): regulation of sodium ion transport
Molecular function (GO): sodium channel regulator activity
Source: RefSeq, a predicted model, not a curated record
GUGGUCGUUGAGACUCUUCAAAAUCAAAUUAGACGACAAACAACAAUGGUCAUUGCCGAUGAAGAACAAAAAUAAAACAAGAAAACAUUAAACCACUCAUCACCCCGAGGUGUCGGUGUCGGUGUCGGUGUCGGAUCUGAACAAAAUAAACAACUGCGCUAGUAUUUAGCGUUUCUGAGGUUACAUAAAAAUAACACCAAUUGACAUUGCCGCCAGCAGCAGCUACACUGUGGGCCCGUUGCCAACGACACCAACAUUACGGGUCAGUUGCUGUUGAUUUUUAAAAAUAAGCCACAGGCAUGUGCAACAUAGGCGGCGAGCUUUACAAUCUGCCCAUAGCGGGGCUCAGCACAACUGUCCCCUGCCUACGCGAAGCUGCACCAGCAACUAACUGUAUUUAUUAGUCUCGCAAUGUUCGUCGUCGCGCACGUGGCUAAGCAGAAGAUUGAGCGCAAAGUGAAAUCUAAAACCAAAAGCAAACGCAAAAUCGUCCGUCCAUCAUAUUUUUAACUCUACCAGAUAGGAGAGCCCAAGGAAGGAAAACAGCAGCAUUUGCAACGUAUUCAUUCAAAUUUAGUCACACGCACAGACAAGCAACACACGCACAUACACACACGCACACAUAUUUGUGUGUGUUGCAGCCUUUGCCGCAGUCAUAAAAUAAUCAAGAAGCCAAAGCAGCAGCAGCAGCAGGAUAGCUAGGAGGGGUCACAAAACGGCAAAUGCUGACGAAAGAACUCCACUGGGACGCAUCAAGCAAUUAGAAAAGGUUCACUCACACACACACAUAUAUACAUACACACAGACGCCCACAUGUGUGCGGAUUGAGGACGGGCCCACUGCCAAUAACCCAAGUACUGCUAAAGCCUGUUAUACGCGCCUUAAACAACAGGAUUUGUGAGCCCACUAUGCGUGUUGCCGAAGCCAUUGCCGCUGCCGCCCACUAAACUGUCUGAGUUUGAAGCACAAAAACCCAUUUCGUCGUCCUACUCAUCGUUGUCGGCGCUGCGAGGGACAUUUAGUCUAAUCGACUGACGCACAGCUGCAGCGUUGCGUCAAGCCAUUAGCCAGGCAUGGAUCCAUUGCCCUGCUGCGAUUGCCGCCAGAGCUAACGACAACGACAACGACAGCGACAAGAGCGAGCAGCCGGAAAUGCAGGCAAAGAGAGAGACAGAGAUCAAGCAAUACCAAAAAAAAACAGCAAACCCUAACAAAGAGAAUCCAAAACGCGAAAUCGAACUUUCCCUGUGAUAUAACUGCACCGUAAUCGUAAUUGUAACCGUAAUCGACACAAACGUACACUUAACUUACUAAGGAUAACACACGCUGCUCGCUCAUACUUUUUGGAAUAUUUUGGUACCAGACCAGCGCCGCCUGCCCGCCCUUUAUAGAGAGGGUCAGCCAAUUAUAGACACGCAUAGUGAGGACCUUCGUUUAAGUCCAACGCGAAGCGGUCCAAUCACACGAUGGGUGAUGAACGUGAGAUACGCAGCACCAAGGAGAAACUGCUUUUCUAUACCACAGCCUUUUUCAUACUGCUGGGCACAUUCAGCAUGUUCGCCUUUCUCUUCUUGGUGCCGUUUGUGAUUGAACCCGCCUUCACGACCAUAUUUAUGCAGUUCGAGGAAGUGCCGGCGCUCUGUGAAACCUACGACACUGAGAUAUUCUACGGCGCCAAGAAUUGCUCUUGGUCUUCAUGUCGCGAAGGCUGCACCAAGGACAUCUACACGUGCACCCAAAUACGGGUGAACUAUCGUUUAAAUCUCUACAACUACACCGAUGAGUUUAACUUCACGGAGUAUCACAUUAAUCUUAAGGAGGCGGAACGCGUAAUACCGCCGGUGAAACGCACAGAUCGCUAUGAGCGAGCGCUUCGGGACUACGAAUACGAUAAUCUGGGUGGAGAUGGUAGUGAUCUGGACGUCGGCAUGGCUGGCGGUCGGCUGGAGCAGCUGAACUUUGGUGACGCCGACGGUUCCAAUGGCUUUCUGAUCGAGGACUCAGACGAUGCGCACAGUCUUAGCGCGACGGGCACCCUUAUCAAUGGGGAACGGCGCCCGUUCGAUGAGAUAUCGGAGCUCAACGAGGGCCUGAUGGGCAAUAACUCUAUGUACUUUUACAUAGGAGCACGCCUAUUUCCAAACGUCAAGGGUUGUGGCUAUCCGCCCAUGCUCAACUGCACCAUUUGGCUGAAGCGCUACACUAAGAUCGGGAUAAAGUUUCCCUGCUACUAUUCGAAGGUGGAUCCCAGUCUAGUCAUCAGUGACUUAGACUACUGGCAGAACACACUGAAUCUCGUCUACUCGAUGGCUAUUCCGAUACCCUCGUUCAUUAUAUCGGUCAUCUACCUAACAUACGCCUAUUUCAAAAUUUACAACGAAGACGAGGAGACAGCACCCCUCGACAAGAAUGCCGAAGAUAUGGAUAUCGAUGAUAUCGAUGCUGUAGACGAUAGCGAUGGAGCUGUCUUGGCGGAUAAUGUUGCCGGCAGUCAAAUUAUUAAUAUGGACUCCACGACCAACGACAGCUGUCUGGAGGGUGUGCUGCCAAACGGUGGUGCCGGCAUGACAACUUCAAUAUCCCAGGGCGGCUCAGUUGCCACGCCCGGGCCAUAUAUGACACAAUCGCCGGUGGGAUCACAAUUAACGCCCAACUCAGAGAUAAACUCAUUUGGACACCAACUAAAAGUUCAAAUGGCAGACGAAUUAUCCAGAGAUUCCCUGGAGAAUGGUGUCCUAUCCACAUCAAAUUCUGUUCAAGGAAACUUGAGCAAGACGAUGACGACGAGUAUCUCAACUCCUCCUGGGCCGACAGCGGCAGUCUGAAACGUCAGGCGCAUGGUCUGGAAAAUGUUAGAUUCCGAUUCGGAAAAUGAGCCUCUACUGGAGUCCUAGGGCAUCCAAGAAGUUAGAUUUACAAAUAUGUGUGGAGCAAGCAAAACAAGAACACUAGUAAAAAUUAUUUUUAAGAUAAACAAUCGACAACAAUGCAUGUAAAUGCGACCGAACCUGAAUACCUUCAGAGACAAAACUAUGAUAGAUUAUAUUUACCACAAAUAUUUAUAAACAACUUAAAACAGCUAAUCACACACGAACAGAAUAAACACAUACGCAUUCAAAUACACGCCCUCAUAGGAGUACGAUUGACACAUCCAAUUCAAAGCUAACUACAAUUAUGUAUUAAUAUACCAAAACCACGAUAUGGAUUUAACUACUCGAAUGAUACAUACAUGCAUGAAUACAAUACAUUGCAAUAUUUAGGAAAACUGAGGAGCUGCUUCACACAAAGACACUGGCAUUGAAGUGUUACUUUGAUUGGUACAAAUACAAUAACAGCAACAAAAGUAUAUACAUACAUACCUACGUAUUUUAAAGGGAAAUGCAAAUAAUAUACACACAUACAUAUUUACAAAUAUUUACUUAAAUUAUUUUUCUAUUCGCAACAGUCGUCGUGUCACGAAUAUGAAAAUUGCAAAUAAUUUACACGAAAGAUCAAAAGAUCGGGGCGCUGAAGAUUUUAACGUAAUGCAUAAAACAAGUGCUUCAUUUGCCUCUUACUCCAAAUGAAACAUAAACAAAACAAAAGCAUAUGUAAUUAAUUUAUAAACUAAUAGUAAUAAUAAACUAAAAGCUAUAUUAUAAAUAAAUUGUUAUCCUUCUAAUUAAUGCGGAUAAAAACUCACAGCUUUAACUAACAGAAACAGAGGCAAAAGAUUUUUC